AUGACAACGACACUCUGGCUUGCUUGUUUCUCCCCUGUUGUGCAUAAAUAUCUUACGUCAAGCGAUGAUGUUGAUGAUAGUUUAACAGAUUUGAAUCGGAGUGAUUUACCCGAAAAAGGCCAACUAAAGGUUGACAAGAUAUUUACAGGCUUGUAUGGCAUGAAUUUCUUUUUGUCAGUAAACACUGCGUUAUAUAUCGCUCUUUGUGGUUACGAAGCAGCCACACAACAUUAA
This is a messenger RNA of Clunio marinus, 234 nucleotides long. NCBI's taxonomy places the organism in Eukaryota, Metazoa, Arthropoda, Insecta, Diptera, Chironomidae. The record is from the annotation of a GenBank genome assembly.